AUGAGCCUGGGUAAUUUAUUAAAUUUCUCCAGCUCCUCCUGUUGCAUGUUCAUCCUGGCAGGCAUCCCGGGACUGGAGGUUUCCCACAUCUGGCUCUCCAUCCCUUUCACUUGCAUUUACAUUGCGUCCCUUGCGGGGAACUGCACAAUCCUCUUUGUCAUCGGGACCGAUCCAAGCCUCCAUGAGCCCAUGCACCAAUUCCUAUCCAUGCUGGCCAUCACCAGUUUGGGUUUGUCUAUGUCUACAACGCCAACUGUGAUGAGUGUUUUCUGGGCCUACUACGGGGAAAUCAGUUUUGAUGCCUGUUUUGCUCAGCUUUAUUUCGUUCAUUCCUUCUCCUUCAUGGAGUCCUCGGUACUUCUGGCCAUGGCCUUUCAUCGGUAUGUGGCCACCUGCUACCCGCUGAGAUACACCUCCAUCCUCACCAGUGCAAGGAUAAGCAAGAUUGGGCUGGCUGCCCUGUGCAGAAGCCUCUUAGGAGGGCUGCCAUCACUCUUCUUGCCGAGAAGGUUGCCCUUCUGCCAGUCCCAUGUGCUCUCCCAUGCCUACUACCUGCAUCAGGACCCGAUCAAGCUGGUAUGCGCAGACAUCACAUUCAAUAGCAUGUAUGGGUUAGCUGUGGUCAUCCUCAUAGUGGUACUUGACCCAUUGCUCAUUGUUUUGUCAUAUAUUAUGACAUGGCUCAACCCUGCAAAGCGCUAG
Molecule: messenger RNA, 702 nt
Organism: Pygoscelis adeliae (Adelie penguin)
Lineage: Eukaryota; Metazoa; Chordata; Aves; Sphenisciformes; Spheniscidae
Product: olfactory receptor 51G2-like
Exons: 3
Coding region: 1-702 (233 amino acids)
Biological process (GO): G protein-coupled receptor signaling pathway
Cellular component (GO): membrane
Molecular function (GO): olfactory receptor activity
Source: RefSeq, a predicted model, not a curated record